CCGCUGGUGCGCCAGCGCUCUGACCGUGCGCCCCGCUGUGCGAAGCCGGCGUCUGUCUUUCGCCUAGUCCGCGGAAGCGUCUUGCUCUUCGCGGCUUCCAGAGACGGAUGUCCGCCAGUAAGUGAAAAAAAGCGGUUUCCUCCGCCUUCCUUCGGCUCUCCUCUGUUCUACCCACUGCGGGCCGCUCCUGCCUCGGAAUGCGCUGAGCCACGUCGCUCUGGCUCGGGGGCGCUUUUGCGUGCUGCGCUGAGCACACCGGUCCAAGAUGAAUAAAGAUCAAGUUGCGCUGAUUGGUCAGGUGUUUGAAUCUUACAUUUCAGAAUACCACAAGAAUGAAGUCUUACAGAUCUUGAAAGAAAGAGAUGAGGAUACUCACUAUCCUGUAGUAGUUGAUGCUAUGACUCUUUUUGAGACGAACAUGGAAAUUGGGGAAUAUUUCAAUGCAUUCCCCAAUGAGGUACUCCCUAUUUUUGACAGCGCCUUAAGAAGGGCAGCCCUGACAAUUCUGCAAUCUCUUUCACAACCUGGGGAGUUUUGUAUGAAGCAGAAUCUUCAUGCUAGGAUAUCAGGUCUCCCUGUCUGUCCUGAACUGAUGAGAGAGCAUAUUCCUAAAACCAAAGACGUGGGACAUUUUUUAUCUGUUACUGGGACAGUUAUUCGUACCAGUAUGGUGAAGGUCCUGGAGUAUGAACGGGAUUACAUGUGUAACAAGUGCAAACAUGUUUUUGUGGUCAAGGCUGACUUUGAGCAGCAUUAUACAUUCUGUCGUCCAUCAUCAUGCCCCAACAAAGAAGGCUGCAAUUCUUCUAAAUUCACUUGUCUGUCAGGCACAUCAUCUUCUCCUGCACGCUGUAGAGAUUAUCAAGAAAUAAAAAUUCAGGAACAGGUCCAAAGGCUAUCUGUGGGAAGUAUUCCACGAUCUAUGAAAGUUGUCCUAGAAGAUGACUUAGUAGACAGUUGUAAAUCUGGAGAUGACCUCACCAUUUAUGGGGUAGUGAUGCAACGGUGGAACCCUUUCCAUCAAGAUGUUCGGUGCGAUGUGGAGAUAGUCUUGAAGGCCAAUUAUGUCCAAGUGAAUAACGAACAGUCCACAGGCAACAUCAUUGAUGAAGAAGUUCGAAAGGAGUUUGAGAAUUUUUGGCAGCAUUAUAAGAACGAUCCCUUGGCAGGAAGGAAUGAAAUUCUGGCUAGCUUGUGUCCUCAAGUUUUUGGAAUGUAUUUGGUAAAGCUUGCUGUAGCCAUGGUGCUUGCUGGUGGCGUCCAAAGGACUGAUGCUACUGGAACAAGAGUCCGAGGUGAAUCCCAUCUUUUACUGGUUGGAGACCCUGGUACAGGGAAAUCUCAGUUUCUCAAAUAUGCAGCAAAGAUUACUCCAAGAUCUGUGCUCACCACGGGAAUUGGAUCUACCAGUGCAGGCUUGACAGUUACUGCUGUAAAGGAUUCUGGGGAAUGGAAUUUGGAGGCUGGAGCAUUAGUCCUUGCAGAUGGAGGUCUUUGCUGUAUUGACGAAUUUAACAGCCUCAAGGAGCAUGAUAGAACCAGUAUCCAUGAAGCAAUGGAACAACAGACCAUCAGUGUUGCUAAAGCUGGCCUUGUAUGCAAACUGAACACAAGAACUACCAUCCUUGCAGCCACGAACCCCAAGGGCCAAUAUGACCCCUGUGAGUCAGUCUCAGUGAAUGUGGCCCUAGGAAAGCCACUCUUAAGCAGAUUCGAUUUGAUCUUGGUUUUACUUGACACCAAAAAUGAAGACUGGGAUCGCAUAAUUUCUUCUUUUAUCUUAGAAAAUAAAGGUUGUCCAAGCAAAUCCAAAAACCUCUGGAGCAUGGAAAAAAUGAAAACCUACUUCUGCCUCAUUAGGAACCUACAACCCAAAUUGUCUGAUGUAAGCAACCAGGUUCUUCUCCGUUACUAUCAAAUGCAACGCCAGAGUGACUGUAGAAAUGCAGCCCGGACCACUAUCCGCUUACUGGAAAGCUUGAUCCGUUUAGCAGAAGCUCAUGCCCGGCUGAUGUUCAGAGAUACAGUUACUCUGGUAGAUGCUAUUACAGUUGUGUCAGUGAUGGAAUCCUCAAUGCAGGGAGGUGCUCUUCUGGGAGGUGUGAAUGCGCUCCAUACAUCCUUUCCUGAAAACCCCCUGGAGCAGUACCAAAUGCAGUGUGAAAUGAUUCUGGAAAAGCUGGAGCUUCAGAAUCUUCUGAGUGAAGAACUAAGAAGGCUUGACAGGCUAAAGAACCAAAAUUCACUCUUGUCACAGCCUGGAGAGAUGGGAAUAGAAACCACUUGUGGGUCUUUGGGAAAUGAUUGGAUGGAAAAACCAGAGCAUAAAUCCCAGCCCAAACCUUCCGAACAACAAGAAGCCAACUGUAAUGCACAGACCUCCUCUGUUAGAGAAAACACCAAGAGCAGUGCACUCUUCAGAUCCCCAUUACACCAAGGGACAAGUGAAAAGAGAAGGACAGAACCCCCACGUAAACCAAAACAGAACAGAGACACCAGCUUGAAUUGGUUUGACUUCAUGGCAAGUGAACACAUAGAUUCUGAAAACAGCUUGGCUGUGUCUCCUAUUCCCAAAAUGACCGAGGACAGUGUGGCUUCGACGGCAUCCAAUAACAAAUCCCACAGCAAGGGAAAGAGAGCAAGGAACAAAGUGGAAACUGACCAGCUUCCAGCAGCAGCCGAUACAGAUGCUCUAUUGACGCUCAAGAGGCCUUUUCAUUUUGCUAAAAAAAACCCCAAGCAGUCAGAAACAGUUACUAAGGAAACAGUGUCUCCCGAAAGGUCUGACUCGGUGAUUACUCAGCAUGUCCCUAAGAGACGGCAGAAAUCCCAGGAGUUCUCUGAAAAGGCACCACGCUCCCAGAUUAUUUUGCCUCUUCCUCCUGCUGGGGUAACUGGGGCAGUGUUAAACUCAGAAUCUGGUUUAACUUUCCCUAACCAUGCUCUACAGAGGAAUCCUUCAGAGGAAAGUCUGGCAUCUGCCAUGAGAAAAAGACACAAAACUGAGGAGGGCGAAGUAGAGAGGACAAAGGGUGCCCCUGACGAAGAGAGUGAUGAGGAUCCAAGUCCCCCAUUGGCUAAGCUGGCCAAGUUUACCUUCAAACAUAAGUCAAAGCUGACCCACUCUUCUGCAAACAACAAUCAUGCUGCUCUUCCUGAUGCAUGUAAAGCUUCAGUGACACUUCCUGGCACUUCUAGCCAUAGAACACAUGAAGGACAGACAAAGGAAGAAGAAAGGUGCCCCAGGAAGGGUCCAGAAAAGCCAGUGUCCAUUUCCGGGAACAGAAAGUUAAUGGAGCUAAAGCCCAGUGAGACUAGGGAGGUGGCACAGCAGCCACAAAAGAAAGAUGAGGCAAGAGAGUCUGGCCUGGUCACUCACACUAAAUCUGGGGUUGCAAACCAGGCUGACCAUUGCCUCUUUGCUGGUGAGAGAGAAAAAAAGGAUUCAUCCAAUCCUAAAAGCAAGGUUCGAGCUUGUACGUUAGCUAAAUUAGCAAGCUUCUCCUUUACUAGCCCUUCUGAAUCCAAACCAGGGACCCCACCUACUCCUGGCAACGCAAACUCUAGUGAGGGAGGCCUGAGCCACCCUCCUAUGGGCCCAGCUGUAGCCCUCGGCAAAAGGAAAACUUUUCAGUUGGCGGGGGCUGGAGAGAAAGUUGUCAUUUCAGGAAGAUCUCUCUUCACCUUAACAGAACUCGAUGAUGAUGAUGAUGACACAUUAGAUUUUGAUUGGGAGGAAGAAAUGAGGAAGAACCCCAAAUUGUAGAGUUCUACCAUUCUUCAAAAGAUCACAUUCAGAGUAUCAGUGAUAGGUUCCCUUGUUGGUGUGACUAACAGCAAAGCUUCCAAUGAAGAAAAGACAGGACUCAUCCCAGACACUCCAUCAGGUUUUGUGAUUUUCACUUUGAGCUCCUGUGUGCCUCUACACAAUUUGAAAAAGUUGUGUGGUCAUUUUAAGUCAGUCUAGUGACAUCAGCUCAUAAGAAAUCACUCAUUCACCUUGUUCUUAAUUUCUGUUAACAAACGGCUUGUAUUCCAGCAGAUGCUUUCUGCUCAGUUGGUCUCUCCUGGUUCCCUUGUUAAAGUGGGCUGAGGGCAAGAAAAAUCAAAUGAACUUUAAUUUUUAGCUCCCUACAUCUUGAUUCUUUGGGUUGUAUUAUAGUGAAAUUACUGCCAUUAGGGUAUGUGUUUUGCUAAUAUCAUGUGACUUUUUUUGCCUAUCAUUUUUUGUGUUUCUUGUCACAUGUCUGAUUUAGAUUUUUCUGAAAUUUUUUCUUUUUCUAUGAAUUUGUCUUCCUCAUUCCAUGGUAAUGACUAAAGUAUUCAAUUACUGUUCUUUGUCAGCUUUGUGUUAUGUUGGCCUUGAGUUAAACUUUUCCAGGAUUUUCAUCUCAUUUAAGGGCUGCCAUUUUCUAUCUUAGGGUGUACUUUUCAUUCAGUUUGUUUCCUAGAAUGAGAAGGGAAAAGAAAAAGAUGUGGAAUAGGGCUAAGUCACACACAAAAUGGAAUUGUGAGCCCUACUUGAGUGAUUUUUGCCCCAAAGCUUAUUUGGUGGCAAGAGGUCACUUCAGCUGUUUUUCUUAACUGUUUUAAAAUUAAUCCUUUGGGUUCCCAUGUAUUUUUCUAGUGCUUCACAGGGCUUCUAGGGCUUCAUCAUCAUGAGGUUUUCUCAUCUGAAGAAUAAAUUUUCAUUUUUGUGUGCUUACCCAAGCCAUCAGGAUGGGGAUGGGGAGGGCCUGUAGUAUAAAUGACCAUAAAUGUAUAUUGAAGGGAAGAAAAUUUAAGAAUUAUUCCUUAACUCUGAAUCAUCAGCUUGUCAGAAGGUAUUUAUUUCAAACCUAUGAUCUCAUUGCAAACACUUUCAUAGUGUCAGAACAUUUAAACACUCUAAAAGUUAUACCAUCUCCUGUUUCUCACACUGUGUACUGCACCAGAUUCCACUCUAAUGUGCUUGUGCUAAAGCAUGGACUGGGUGAUAAUGUAAAUGCUACUGUCUCCUAAUGAAUAUAUGUCCAUGUGCCAUUUUGUGAAUGUGCAGUGACAUGGGAGAAUUUCCUUCUUCUCUUCAUGCUUUCUUGAUUUCCUUCCUUCUUGCCUACCUACCUGUCUUCCUUUUUGCCUUUC
Messenger RNA from Dromiciops gliroides (monito del monte), 5124 nucleotides. It is a transcript of the gene MCM9, whose product is annotated as minichromosome maintenance 9 homologous recombination repair factor. The record is from RefSeq and is a predicted model, not a curated record. Gene Ontology annotation, biological process: double-strand break repair via homologous recombination. NCBI's taxonomy places the organism in Eukaryota, Metazoa, Chordata, Mammalia, Microbiotheria, Microbiotheriidae. Gene Ontology annotation, cellular component: MCM complex; nucleus. Gene Ontology annotation, molecular function: ATP binding; ATP hydrolysis activity; single-stranded DNA binding.